AGUGAAACGCUGAGAGCGCUGCUAAAUCAGCGACUAAGUGCGGCUGUGGAAGAAAUAGUUGUCGUGUUUGAAAGAACGAUAGCAGAGUACGAGGAGGAACUUCGCCGAACAAAAGAGGAGAACGAAAGACAACGUCAACUACUGGACGCUGUUUUCAAGCCCCAAGUGGUUUGUACCCGUACAAACCAUGUUUGUCUUUGUCCUGCAAAAAGUUCCAGGAAAGAAUAUCUUCCCUCUGAGCAGAAAGCGUUGCUCUCCAGGUUGAAACCGCAGGAGGCCGAGGCCCCACCCAUUAAAGAGGAAGAGGAGGAGGGGAAGGCCGAUAUCACCAAGUUGCCAUUGACUGGUGUUUCUUUGAAGGCCGAUGACGAGGGUGAAGAAGAAGGUGAUGGAGGAUCACAAGCUGACAACCUCUUAGCGCCAUUGUCGGAUAGUGAAGACAUAAUGUCACACUCUCCUGAAACUGAUGAUGAGGAACACCUGAAGAUUGAGAUAACAUGUCACGCUGACAAAAAACGCUGGAAAUGUCAGUGUGACAAAACAUUUCACUACAGCAGUGCACUAAUCAAACACUCGAGAAUUCACACGGGAGAGAAACCUUUCAUGUGUUCAGUGUGUGGGAAAAGUUUCGGUCAUAAGGGAAAUUUGACGGCCCACACGAGGACGCACAGUGGAGAAAAAACAUAUUCCUGCUCAAUCUGCAACAAAUGUUUUACUGGUGCCUCGGCAUUGAUCAAACACAUGAGGAGACACACUGGGCAGAAACCUUUCAGAUGCUCAGCGUGCGGUAAAAGAUACACACAAAAUGAAACUUUGAAAGCACAUGCAAGAACACACACUGGCGAGAAACCUUUUUUGUGCUUAGUCUGCAACAAACGUUACAGUUUGCGUUCAUCAUUUGCCCGACACAGAAGAACUCACAGUGGCGAGAAACCUUUUUCGUGCUUAGUCUGUAACAAAAGCUUCAAUUCACUUUCAUCAUUUUCCCAACACAGAAGCACGCACACUGGUGAGUACAGUAAUGUUCAGUUGCGGUGUGUGCAAUAACACGCCCCCUCGUAAGUAUCAGCUUAACACACACACAACAACAACAUCCAUCCAUCCAUUUUCUAUUUACCGCUUAUCCACACUAGGGUCGCGGGCUUGCUGGAGCCUAUCUCAGCUAUCUUUGGGCGGGAGGCGGGGUACACCCUGAACCGGUCGCCAGCCAAUCGCAGGGCACAACAACAACAUAAUAAACCAAUUAGCCCUCCCUACCAUAGCUUUGGUCCGAAAUUUCGUUUCAUUACAUCAGGGGUGUCAAAACUCGUAUUUGUCUCGGGCCGCAUUGUAGUAAUGAUUUCCCUCAGAGGGCCAUUGGAACAGUGAAACCAUAUAAAUGUUUAAUCACCCAAUCACAUUAUUACCAUUACACAACAAAUUGAGGGAUAACUAGUUUUGACAUCAGAAGACAAGGAUAAAAAUCGUUCAAGUAUUAUUUAUGUUACUGUGGAAGAAGGGUUUGGUAACAGAAAAAAAUGCAUUAUCUCAACAUGAUUUUUUAUUAUUAUGACAAUUUGGAAUUUGGGUACAGAAUUUAGCAAAAAUCACAGACGUUGACCGGCAUGAUUUGCUUUCAUGGGCCACAUAAAAUGAUGUCGCGGGCCGCAUCUGGUCCCUGGGGCUUGAGUUUGACACCUAUGCAUUACAUGAAUCUGAUAUCCCUAAAUGAAAAAGUAUUUUAUUUUCUUCUAAGGCCUAUUAUUGUGGAAAUAAAGUUAUAUAUUUUUUCAAGAGCAAAAGAUGUUUUUUUUCCAGAAUAUUCUAUUUUUUGUGUGU
Molecule: messenger RNA, 1818 nt
Organism: Phyllopteryx taeniolatus (common seadragon)
Lineage: Eukaryota; Metazoa; Chordata; Actinopteri; Syngnathiformes; Syngnathidae
Product: zinc finger protein 691-like
Source: RefSeq, a predicted model, not a curated record